ACCAUCCAGGGCGACGGCUCGGUGGAGGUUUUCUUGGAGUACCUCGGGAAACGCUUUCCCGAGAUUGAAGUAUUAGAGGUACCAGCGCUCCUGGAGACGUUCGUGAAGCCAGCAUGCACCCGGCACGAGUUUGAGGAGAUCCGCGAUUUCAACAAUCGCUUCAACAGCAAUGCGAAGAGGCUGAGAGCUAAGGACAUACAGGUGCCCGACGAGGUCUUGGCCGACCUGCGCAUCAAGGGCGCCCGCCUGCCACCAGAGCGUGCAGCGAGUGUGCUCAACGGCGUGGGCAACAAGUUCAAUCCGACGAAGAUCCAAGCAUCGGGCGGCUACGGAGGUCACAAGAAGGGCCACAAGAAGGUGUACGCCACAGAGGCCUAUGACGAGGCCGAGAACGACGGCGCGUCCACCGACAGCUCCGAGGGCUACGACGACGAUUUGCCGGACGAGCUGCAGAUGGUGCGCGCCGAGGACAAGCUGAAGGAGGCCAAGCAGGCGCGCGGCUACUUCGCCAAGCGAGACGGCGGGCAUCCGCCGAAGAAGGACGAUGCCAAGAUCGCCAAGAUGAAGGCGAGGACGCACCGUGGAGCUUGCGGCCAGAAUGGCCACUGGCGCGGCGACCCGCAGUGCUCCAAGCAGAACGACCCCAACGCGAGGGCCGACAUCCCGCGAAAGGGAAGUCACAAGACGAACGUGACUGCGAACGACGGGGCCGGCGACGCGCAGGAGCCCCACGCCGCGGAGAUGACGGUCGCGGCGGUCCACCAGCACGAGCAGCCGAGAGCGGCGCGAGAUCGGAGGAAGGUCACCUUCGGCAACGCGCUGCGCAGCAGACCCGAGGAGGUGACGGCAGCCUCGUUCUACAUCAACAAGGACAACCGGUGCCACGUGGCCGCGAUGGGUUCGGCGCUCAUCUACAUCAGCGUCGAAGACCGACUCAAGGAGUCGGGCGGCAAGCUGACUUUCGACGCUGCCUGCUCGCGGUGCGUCGGCGGCCUGGACUGGUACAACGACAUCAAGAAGAAGCUGGCGGCCUUCAACAUCCAGCCGAUCGAGUGCCCUACCCGGAGAAGGAGCCGUUCCGCUUCGGAGCGUCCUAAGGUGGUGUGCAGCCUCAAGGCGGCGCUGAUUCCCUGCUCAGUGAAUGGCAAGGCCUUCGCCGUGCGCAUGAGCAUCGCGCGCAGCGCCGUGCCGGGGCUGUUCAGCCGCCAGGCCCAGAGCGAAUUGGACGUCGUCUACCACGCGGGGGGCAACAAGCUGGACAUCAAGUCCGUCAACGAGCACGGCAUCCAGAUGGGUUUGAGCCGCGCAGGACACCCGACGCGCGAGAUCACAGGCUUCGCGCCAAGCUACAAGCCCGUGUCGGACGUCUCGGACACCAAGACCGAGGUCCGGCUGCACCCUUUUUCGAUUUGCCACGCUGAGACAGCCGUGGCCAGCGCCGCCAAGCCGGCAGCGCCCGAGUGCUGCGCCCGAGGGGUCGCCUUGGAGGCCGACGAGUCUCAGUCGGGGACUGGCUGUGACGAGCUCGACAGCGCUGAACUGUUCGAGCAGCAGGUGCGCCAG
Prorocentrum cordatum is the source of this 1563-nucleotide messenger RNA. The record is from the annotation of a GenBank genome assembly. Lineage: Eukaryota; Dinophyceae; Prorocentrales; Prorocentraceae.